Molecule: messenger RNA, 1131 nt
Organism: Cutaneotrichosporon cavernicola
Lineage: Eukaryota; Fungi; Basidiomycota; Tremellomycetes; Trichosporonales; Trichosporonaceae
Exons: 4
Coding region: 1-1131 (376 amino acids)
Molecular function (GO): nucleotide binding
Source: RefSeq, a predicted model, not a curated record
AUGACCAGCACCUCGCCAUUCACGCUCCGCUGGGGCAUCCUCUCGACUGGCUCCAUUGCUACCGAGUUCGCCAUGGACCUCCUGGUGGACCCAGCAACCCGUAACUCGGAUAUGCGCCAUGUCAUCGCUGCAGUUGGCUCCCGCAGCGUCGAGUCGGCCGACAGAUUUGUCGACAAGCUCAAGGCCUCAACAGGCCCUUGGAGCUGGGGCGUCCAGCAAGGCCUGCUCACGGAGACCAAGGCCUACGGCUCGUACGCAGAGGUGUGCAACGAUCCUAACGUCGACGUGGUGUACGUCGGGACGCCGGUGACGCUUCACCACGCCGACGCCAAGAUGGCCCUCCUGGCAGGCAAACACGUGCUGUGCGAGAAGUGCUUCACCUUUGAUCUGGCCGAGCUCGACGACCUGAUCGCUAUCGCGCGUGAGAAAAACCUCUUCCUUAUGGAGGCGGUGUGGACGCGGUUCCACCCAAUCGCGUACAAGAUCCAGGACGUCGUGUUCUCCGGCCGCCUUGGAAAGCCCAAGCGCUUCCAGGCCGACUUUAGCAUCGAUUUCAACGUCGAUGCCAGGCCCACCUCGGAUCGCUUCCUCGACCCAGCUCUCGGCGGCGGCAGCUUGCUCGACAUGGGCCCGUACCCGUCGGUGUGGGCGAUGCUGCUGCUCUACCAGCACCCAGACAACCGCUCUACAGCACCCAAGUUUGUCAACUCGUACCAACGGAUCUACCGUCGCACAAACGUCGAUGAGCGCAGCCGUUGGCUCCUAGACUUUGAGAACCUCGAAUGCGAGGCACAACUAAUGACGGACAUGACAACACAUGGGUUACGCGAAGCGACUGCCGUCCUGCAGUGUCAGGAUGGAGACCUGAUUAUCGAGUUUGGUCCCCAGAAGCCUAGCACGUUCCACAUUGUGCCCCGCAACGGCGAGCGCGAGACUUACCACUAUCCUAUUGCGGCGGAGCAGGGGCACGGACUGUGCUUCGAGGCAGAUGAGGUUGCACAGUGUAUCCGCGAUGGGAAGACGGAGAGUGAGCGCAUGCCGCUCUCCGAGAGCCGGGUUGCGCAAAGCUGGCUCGACGAGGUGCGCCGCCGCGGCACGACGUGCAUGAAGGACAUGAAGGGCAAGGCUUGA